Vespa mandarinia (Asian giant hornet) is the source of this 6018-nucleotide messenger RNA. RefSeq lists its product as uncharacterized. NCBI's taxonomy places the organism in Eukaryota, Metazoa, Arthropoda, Insecta, Hymenoptera, Vespidae. The record is from RefSeq and is a predicted model, not a curated record.
AGCCGGCGAGCGUUUGGCUCCUUCGAUGAUUUCUCUUUGUUCGUAUUACUACCUCCUCAUUUACGUCGUCAUCGUCGUCAUCAUUCUAAUUAUUCUAAUCGUCAUAAUCGCAAUACUCGUCAUAUUCUUCCUUUUGUUAUUCCUUAUAUCUUCUUUUUCUUCUUCCUUUAUCUCUUCUUCUUCUUCUUCUUCUUCUUCUUUUUUUCCUCGUCUUCCUUCUCCUCCACCAUCUUCUUAUCCACCCUUAAUACCUUCUUCCUCUUCCUCAUAUCUUUCUUCUUCCUUUUUUUCAUCCUUUACUUCCUCCAUUCACUUUUCUUCUUUUCCCAUUUAUUAUCCUUUCGUUUAUUCGAAAUCGCACGCCUGAAGAAAAACGUAUGCGAGUCCGCGUGUGAUCAAAUUAUUUCUAACUGAAUUGUGUAUACAUUUAUUAUUAUUAUUAUUAUUAUUAUUAUUAUUAUUAUUAUUAUUAUUAUUUCGUUUUCUUUUCUUUCGUUUGAUUAUUAUUACUUCCUUUUUUUUUUUUUUUUUUUUUAAUUUGUUUACUUCCAAACGAUAUAAAACUUUACCAAGACGAAAUAUAUGAAGUUCAUUGGUUUCGAUGUCGGAAAUUCUUAUAUAACCAGAUAUUAACGACGAACAUUCAUCAUUGGAUUCAGUGAUUAAAGAAGGAGAAAAUAUACGUGGGAUACGUUAUAAAGCAUUAACUCGGAGACUUCAAUGAGCGGUAGCAGAAUGUCGCGAUGCAUGGAACAUCCUGGCCGUCGAUGUUUCUCGAGCACGUCGAGCUGACAACAUUCAGCGCCACGAUCUCGACGCGAGAUCGAAAGCCUGAUGUGCGAAUGGGAAGUAAGAAGGAAGGGGAAUACAUUUAGGACGUAUCUAUCAAUCAUCGAUAACAUUGGAUACAAGAAAAAUAAUAUACUUCAUCAUCGUGGAAGAAAAUAUUUGGAUAAUCAUUUUGGUUUUACUUAUUAUAUUUCUUGGUUUUUGGUUAAUUUGUUUCCUCAUUUUUUCUUACGUAUUUACAUGUUGACAUGUAGUGAUCAUCGUUAUCUACGAACGAUCUUGACCUCAUAUUGAAUCGGAUUAAUAUUUUAGUAUAUACGUUUAUUUAUUUACAUUUCUUUUUCUUCCUUUCUCCUCAUAUUGUUUCUCUUACUCUUAAUGAAUACAUUCACGUGUCCAUUAUCUAAGAUCGUUCGUUCAGUUAUGUGAGUGUUAACGUUCACGUGAUAAAGAACAUAACCGAAGGUGGAAGGACGAAUCUCUUCUAACGUCCGUUUGUGUAUACGAUUAUAUAUAUAUAUAUAUAUAUAUAUAUAUAUAUAUAUAUACAUAUAUAUAUAUACAUAUAUUACGUUAUUUAACACGACCUACGUGGGAAAUUAUUUCAAACGUCAAUAAUAAAACGCAGCAUGGAGGAUAUGAGCGUUACAACUGCCGCCAGUACAACAACUACUAGUACAAAUACGGUUAGUCCUAGCGUGAAUGACAUGGAUUGGUUCGCCGGCGUUGCGGAAGAGGAAUUGCUCUAUUACACUGGCGUCGGCAACGACGUAGACUCGUUAUGGGCCGUCAUAGGGAGUUUCGUGCCGCCACCACCAAGGCCACCUUAUCUUCCAGAGGAGGGUAUCGCCACCGAUGGACUUACCACCUGUGAUCUGUGCUCCUGGGCGUGGAGAAACGACAGGCAUUCAUUCUCCUUAGACGGAACUCUUGAAGCUACCGGAGAACUAGGAUGGGUUUUAACAUUAGUGAUAGUAUCCUUAGUAUCAGCAGGCAUUGGCGCGGUCGUUAUGGUAACGCUUUUACAUUGUCGCAGAAUAAAAAGCACAAAUGGCAGAGCGAACUGUUGCGGUGUUGGUGUAGAAGAUCCUAACUCUCAGGAAGCUGGCUCAAAUGGUGGAGGGGGUGGGAAUGGUGGUGGGAUAGCCGUUAUACCGGAUCGAGCUUCUCUAGAACUUGACAAGCUACCCCCUUAUCAGGACAUUGCUCCUAGUCCCGGACACAAUGUCUGGUCAUGGCUUGGUUCAAGACGAGGUGGUGGUACAACGGGUGUCGUCACCACGCCCUUGUCUCUUCCUCAACAUAGGAGAGCAAUGAACUUACCGGUUGAGAAUCAUUAUACCCAUAUGCAAACGGACGAGGCACUAUACGCCGAACUUGACUCUCAGGCGGCGAGCUACGCGAGCGAUCUUCAGUUGCAAAUGAGAGGAAGUUCGACGUACGGCACAACUUCCGCCGGUCAAGACGACGAGUAUCACGAACUCGACGCGACGAGAUUGCAUCGCCAUUAUGGAACUGGAAGCGGAGAUGAAACUUUGCAAAGGGAGACCCUUAGAACGCGACAUAGCAAAAGGCUACAAGAACCCGAUUACGAGAUGUAUGAAAAUGGACCAUCAACACCGGUACCACCGAAUCAGUUACAACAUCAUCAUCACCAUCACCACCAUCACAACAAUCACCAUCACCAUCAUCAAGACUUAAGAAUGGCCAAUAGAAAUGGCGAACGUCCGUCGUACCAAAAUACGGCAUAUACCGGAAGUGAUGCCGAACCGGAUGGGCCAACAUUGAGUAGCGCCCCGAGUAGCGCCUAUUACAGUGAUUUAAGCUCGAAUUCAACAAAUCAACAGAUGCCGUCGACUGUAUCGUCAUCCGCACCUACAACGACUCAAACGAAUCUCCAUCUUAAUCCGCAAAACUUGGAAACGCCGCAGUAUAGAUUGGCGGCGAUAAACGAGAGUACGGUGCCCUCGGAUUAUAUUUAAAAAAAGAAAAAAGAAAAAAGGAUGGCAAAGAAGAUUCUUCGAAAAUUACAAAGUGUUUUCAUGGAUUAUAUUGUAUUAUAAUAUCAUAGCAUAUAGUUACUCUUACUUUCUAGUGAUUUUGUUUUAAAUGAAAUUAAUCUUCGCACAAGUGAUCGCGAAACGUGAAAAUCCUUUCUAUUUACGACAUGAUAUAUUUUUGUAUUCCGAACAAUCAUCAACGUCUUUUCGACUUGUAAUAUGAAGUUGGAUAUAUUUUUUUUCCAUCAAAGAAAAGAGAUAUGGACUUUUGCGAAGCGCAUCGCUUAGGAUAGAAAAAAAAGAAAGAGAGUGAGGGGGGUGGGGUGAAAAAUCGGUUCUGGUUAUAAUUGAUUACCUCCGCAAUGUUCACUUUUGAUUCUAAUCGUAUUUUAUAUCGCAUUAAGAACAAUAAAGUUCUAUGUCUUGGCCUAUCGUUUCGAGAUCGCAUCACUGAUCGAUUUGACGCGGUUCGUGUGUUUCCCACUUAUGCGGUCUAGGAGAAGAUUAAAGAAAAAGAUAAAGUUAUUUAUUUGAUAGCCAUGCGGUCGCGCGGUGUUCGAUGAUUCGAAAACAAUUCGGAUAAGACUGGGAAAAAAAAAACAGUACGACAUUUUUUACGGAGGAACGAAGGAAAAAAAUAUUUCUUUUUUUUUUUUUCUUUUUUUUCCCGAGAGUGUUAGCUCUUCCCAAUAAUUUCAAAUCUUUCACGUCAGUCUAUUUAAAUAUAACGAAUUAUUCAAAUAACGUUCGAAAAUAUUUCGAAUGAUACUAUUUAUAAUCAAACGUCACGUUUACAAUUUUAGCAAAAUUUUGAAAAGAAAAUCGUAUAAAAAUCUUAAAAUCGGAAAAAAGAAACUCGGGCGAAAAUGAAAUGUGAAUUAAAACAAAAAUGAAAGAAAAAAAAGAAAACAAGAAAAAAAAAAAGGAAAACCGAUGACGAAGAAAAAGAAAAAAAUUACGUAAAAGCGAGAAUUUCAAAACUCGAACAAUACGGAGGAUGGGGUACACAAAACGAACGGAAUGAAGUCGUCGUUGCCAAGAACAGGUAUUUCGUAAUUUGACGUUCGGAGAAGCUUCCAGUGAAUGCCCUUGAGCUACGUCCGCAUCGCUUUUGCGUUUAAACGGGCCGCCGCCGACACACGCAGGCUCCCUUCUCAACACGUAUCCGCGCAUACAUACAUAUGUACGUAUACCUAUCUAUCUAUAUAAUACAACUAUGUAUAUAUAUAUAUAUAUAUAUAUAUAUACCUUCGUGUCAGCUCUUUAUCUGUAUGCAAAUGGUCUCGUUUUCGCUUGUACGUCUAUACAUAUAUCCUACGUAUAUACAAAUACAUGCAUACAUAUGUAGGUAUGUACGUGCAUACAUAUAUACAUAUACAUAGAUACACUUUGUCGAAUUACGUCAUCAAAUUGCGAAAUUGCAUACUUCCACGAAAGUGCAAAUAACUUCUUCGCGGGCGAGUUUAACAUUAGCAUGAUACUUUCUUUGAGGUUACUUCGUCACGAAGAAAGAUAAAAAGAAAACAAGAAAGGGAGAAACAGAGAGAGUGGGAGAGAAGGAGGAGAAAGAGAGGGAGGAGAGAGAGAGAGAGAGAGAGAGAGAAAGAACGAUUAUUUACUUUUCGUUCGUCAACGCGAUCACAUAGAGAUAAACGAACGACGAUAUCGACCGUUUAAAUUAAGGUAUAAUAUACCUAUAAGAUCAUACUAACCGAUUAGUUCAUCGAUCUUUAAAUCAAGCUACCUUUUAGAAACAUGCGAUAACGAUUCGAUCGUUUGUCUUCAACUCGUUCGAUCGACUAGUGGACUAAUUAAUUCCACCGCGGCGGAUACGUCGAAGAGUCAUUUAAUCGUCGCUCUUCCUGCCCUCCUCUCUCACUUUCUCUCUCCCUCUCUCUCACUCUCUUUCUCUCUCUCUCUCUUUCUCUCUUUCUCUUCCUCUUUCUCUUUCUCUCACCCCUCUCAACUCAUUUCCGUUCACGUUAAUUACGCGCUCCGGUAGACCCGAUUGUUUUUGUUCGACACGCGAUGCUGUUACCGCAAGAAGAAAUUGUCGAUUUGCCUCGUUUUCUGUCUCUUUCUUUUCAACCGAUAUACAUUGCCCCGAGAAUAAAAAAGAAAAAGAAAGAGGUAGAAUUUUUCUACUCUUUGCAGUAGAUACGAGAGUGAGGGAGAGAGAAAGAAAGAGAAAUAGAAAAUUUGUUACCAGAUAUACUGGAUACUAUACACGUUCAUUAUUGUUAUUAGUGGUAACGAGAACAUCGAUUUACGAGAGGAAAUAUGUUUCGUAAUUAUAAUUUAUUUCUCGUAGCUUAUAGGAUGCUUUUAUUGCCAUAAAAAUUUUCACUCGAUAUUUCUUAUUAAAUCGUAUCGAAUUAACGUGAUAUCAUUUUAACGUAGAUAGGUACGAAUGAUAUUUCGCAAUAAUAUUAGCAUUAACAAAAUUAUAAUUUUUCGAUGAAAUUCUAUUGUAAUAUUAUUUAUAUUGUAUAUCGUCGUAUUCGUUGUAUCGUUAUCAAUUCAUCGAUAUGAUAUUAUUCGCGUAUAAUACAACGAACAACUUGAAAUGGUAUUAAAUGUAAUAUUAACGAUAUAAACGAAUGAAAAUGUAUUUUUAUGUAUUUGUGAAUAAUUAUAUUUCGAAGGGUCCCUAGAAUAUCUCGGCACGUACCUGUGAACGGGUCGUGCGUUAAAAGUCAAAAGGAGUUUCUCACAUGUAUAUCAAAAACACAUACACAUGUGCGAGAGAGAAGAGAUACACUAAUACAAGAGGAUGCAACAAUGCGGUACCUUGAGGGCACGCAAUAAUUAAUUGCGCCCUUGCGGUUACAAUGGCGGGCGUGCGGGUAGAAAAAGAGAAGUUGUAAUUGUAGUAGUAGUGGUAGUAGUAGUAAUAGUAAUAGUAGUAAUAAUAGUAGUAGUAGUAAUAGUGGGAAGAAGAGGAGAAGGGUGUGAGAGAGAGAGAGAGAGAGAGAGAGAGACAGAAAGUCAGUGCCCCGUCGCAUUAUUUUGCGAAAAAAGAAAUAAAAAGAACAAAAAUUCAACGAAGUCGCACCCCGAAGGCCGCGCCAUCUUAACGGUGGCAGUAACUUUAAGCGUUAUCAUGGACGUGUUACACACAAAUGAGAACGUAUUAUGGAAUUCGCUUGCGACCGUGUUUAAUUAAGGUCCACCUAACAGUGAAAGAGAAAGAGAAAGAGAAAAAGAGAGAGAGAGAGAGAGAGAGAGA